This is a messenger RNA of Fimicolochytrium jonesii, 2187 nucleotides long. RefSeq lists its product as uncharacterized. Bases 1 to 2187 code for a protein of 728 amino acids. The transcript is spliced from 4 exons. The record is from RefSeq and is a predicted model, not a curated record. Gene Ontology annotation, molecular function: protein binding; guanyl-nucleotide exchange factor activity. NCBI's taxonomy places the organism in Eukaryota, Fungi, Chytridiomycota, Chytridiomycetes, Spizellomycetales, Powellomycetaceae.
AUGAGCAUAACCGAAGCAUGUUACGAGCAGGCACUCAACCGAUUGCUUCCGUUGAUCUCGUCUCUGGCUUCCGAUGGGGAUCAUGGGCACGCAACGGCCGCUGAUCUCGAGCGCCUACAGCAAGACCUGGUGGAAAAGGACGCAAAGCUAAAUGCCCUAACGAAAGAGUGUGAGAACACUCAGCGAAUGAACGCCGCACUCCUCGAGGAAAACGCCAUGCUUAAGGCUGACAUAGAAGCUCUCAAUCGAAGAACCAGUAACUUGGAGCUAUGCCAGACGCCCCGGUCCGAGGACACCAUACGACUUUCCGAAUUUCCCUUGUUGAGUCCUGCCACGGAGAUUGACGGAGGGGACUCAUACCUGGGUACAAGCGGCAUACCAUCAGUAGCGGUGUCUUCGCCUGUACUCAACUACGCCGAGAUCACCAUGCAGAAUGUCUCGCGCGAGCCUGACACUACCGCACAGCGAAUCCAUAGUGGGGUCAUACAAGCCGAGGCCUUGUUAAACACGGUGAAACAAAGGCGGCUGGCCGCACGAUCUUCUAUGAGCUCUGUCAAGUCAACUGCCAUCAAGUCAUCAAGGAGUCUCCCUGAGAUCACAGGCUACACAUCCUUGUGGUAUGAUUUCAACCGCGCGUUUGACGCUGAUCCAAAGACGACAGCAUGUCUCAAAAUUCAGCGGCUUUGGCGAGGUUACGUUGCUCGUAAGAAGCUCAAGAACAUCAAGCAUCGGUUGAUGAUCGUCAAUGAGGUGUUGGACACGGAGGCUUCAUACGUCCGAGGGCUGCUCGUUCUGCACAAGGAAUAUAUGCUUCCCUUGCAAGAAGAAAAAGACGAGAAGUCGCAUUCAAUAACACCGACUGAUUUCGACAACAUGUUUGGGCAUCUUAGCGAAAUCAUGCAGUUCAGUCAAAGGCUUCUCGACUCCAUGGUGGACAGGGUGGCCUACUGGCAUCACGAACAAUGCUUUGGUGACAUUUUCAUCGAUGCCGCCGAGUCCAUGAAAAUCUAUGCUCACUACAUCAACAAUUACGAUCUCGCCAUGGAAACCCUACAACGCCUGCUCGACAACUUUACCUUUGCCAAACGACUGCAGAGUCUCGAGAAAGCAGCAAGCCGAUCGCACGAUCUGAAGGAUCUUCUGAUAACGCCAGUGCAGCGACCACCGCGAUAUCUACUGCUGUUGCAGGAAUUGCUGAAGAGAACGCCAGAGAAGCAUCCUGACUAUGAAAACUUGGUUUCUGCUGUGAAGCGGAUAAAGCGAACUGUCCACACGAUCAACGAGCGGAAGAAGAGACACGAGUCCAUGCGGAAACUGCAUGAAGCGGUGCGCGGCAGCCCUAUACAUCUCGUGGCUACAAAUCGAUACAUGGUGUUCUCGGGACCCGUUUUGGAACUUAACGAAAGAUCAACUGGUGUCAACGACCUCAAAUACCACCGCCACUUACUGCUAUUCAACGACCUGCUUCUAUGCGCCUCACCAACCUCCAAUAUUACCGAAACGAAUUCAGCUAACCCAGAAGCGACACAAUAUGACUUCAAAUGGGCACUGCCUCUUGCAGACAUUGUGACCGUAAUUGAACGAGACUCCAACUGCUUCCAAGUUGCAUGGAAGGCCGGAGCUUCUUCAGGAAUCAGAAUACUAUAUACCCGCAACCAAGAAGAGCACACGGACUGGGUCAAACAUUUCGCCCACGCUCGCAAAAACCAGAUCAGACUCUCACGUCAAUCAACAUUGGAAGGAGCCGGCCUUAUCCUCCCGCCAACCCACCUAGUCGUCAAAACCGCCACACGCCGUAAAAGCUUGCAAACGAUCAACCAAACGAUAGAGCGUCUAGAAUCCGAAAUCCAAGAAGAGGCCAAAGUCAUCGAGGGCUUCCAACUCCUCGAAAACCUAAACUCGACGAAACCGGAAUCCGCAACCAAAUCUGCCAAAUCUGUUCCGGGGCCAAUCAAAGCGCUCGCUACUCCGUUCGCACCUGUCAUCAAAUCUCAUAAUCGGCCGAUGUUGAGCUGGGAUCGGGAGAAUUGGAUUGGGUUACUUCCUGGUGUCAAGAAACUUUCGAGGACUUUGUCGUUGAGGGGCCAGAGGGAUGAGUCGGAGAAGAAGCUGGGGGUUUUGAAGCGUGAAGUCUCUCGGCAUCAGCUCCUCAGACAGCAACUCCAAACCCCGCCUCCCUUGGGAUGA